AUGUCGCAUUCCAACCGACGCUCAGGACAAUCACGGCGGCAGCAGUCUGUCGACUUCCCCCGCUACCCUCCCCUGUCACAGUUGCAAUCACAGUCACAGCAGUCAAUAUACGCAUCGGCACCGGCACCUGCACCUGCACCCACGUCCGCAGCCGCAGCUGAUGCCACCACGCCCCCAGUUGCACCGGUUCCUUCAGUCGCUCCGCGUGCUGCUCAGAUGCCUGUCGUGGUCUCAGACUAUGAGUCGGACAACCAAGGCUAUCAAUCAGACUAUCCUACCAAGCCACCCCCUCCCGACCGUACCAAUGAGGAGCUGAACCUCGCUGUCCUCAACAGACACAAUCCGCAGAUAAAGUCCAUCCUCUCGAUAGCUCCGUAUGCGGUGGUCUAUGAGUUUUCUCCAUUGCCACAACCCGAAUGGACCAAAACAGGUGUGGAGGGUUCGCUGUUCAUUUGCGAGCUCACGCCCGGACCGUACGGCGAAGACAGGUACUCGACAAUCGUACUGAACCGGCGGGGGUUGGACAACUUCGAGGCCGAGCUGAGAGAAGGUGAAAAUGCCGGGGUUGAGAUAACAGGUGAAUACGUCAUCAUCAGUUUCAAAGAAGGCCAUGAGCAGAAGAUCUACGGUGUCUACAUAUUCCACGAUGGUCCCGGAACCUCGACUGAAAAUGCCAUGCAGUUGAAUGGCGAGCUCAUGAAGUCGCUCGCCGACCAUGCGGGCGCCAGCCGUCAAGCUGCUGAGGCCGCUGCCUCCGCGGCCACCGCUCAGCAUACAAAUGGGCACAUUCAGCAGGCGGGGGAGGCGUUGAACAAUCACCAGGGGAAUGCUCCUGGCGCUGGCCACCAGAUCUCUCUGCAGCAGCGCUUCGGCCAGCAAAGGGCGAAUGACGCCGCUUUUAGCGUGAGAGGGCAUGAAUAUGAUGGUCAAAUUCAACAGCCUCCACAGUCAAUGAUGGACCAGCGACAACCUGAUAUUCUGGGCGACCUCUUUAGGAGAGCGGGUCUUGGGGCUCGAUAG
Molecule: messenger RNA, 1020 nt
Organism: Cladophialophora yegresii CBS 114405
Lineage: Eukaryota; Fungi; Ascomycota; Eurotiomycetes; Chaetothyriales; Herpotrichiellaceae
Exons: 1
Coding region: 1-1020 (339 amino acids)
Biological process (GO): deadenylation-independent decapping of nuclear-transcribed mRNA; positive regulation of catalytic activity; deadenylation-dependent decapping of nuclear-transcribed mRNA
Cellular component (GO): P-body
Molecular function (GO): enzyme activator activity; mRNA binding
Source: RefSeq, a predicted model, not a curated record